Messenger RNA from Anopheles arabiensis, 4067 nucleotides. It is a transcript of the gene DCP1, whose product is annotated as mRNA-decapping enzyme 1A. The transcript has a single exon. Gene Ontology annotation, molecular function: enzyme activator activity; mRNA binding. The coding region runs from base 589 to 2397 and encodes 602 amino acids. The record is from RefSeq and is a predicted model, not a curated record. Gene Ontology annotation, biological process: deadenylation-dependent decapping of nuclear-transcribed mRNA; deadenylation-independent decapping of nuclear-transcribed mRNA; positive regulation of catalytic activity. Gene Ontology annotation, cellular component: P-body. Lineage: Eukaryota; Metazoa; Arthropoda; Insecta; Diptera; Culicidae.
CAUUGACGUCGACAAUGGACGCACUCCGUACGAGCGGGUGAGCGAAAUAGGGAAGCGCCAGCUUGAGUUUGAGUGGAAAAUCAAACGAACCAAGAGAACACGAUCCGAAGCUGACAAUACCCCAUCAGCUACCUUUCGGUGCGCAAAGAACGCAGUGGCAGAAGCGAAAAAGAAAAGUCACCUAACGCGGAAAAAAGGUGCAGUGCAGUUGCAGUUUUGCUGCACUCCCGCCGUCAACCCGCACGCUUGCGUCCUCCCGUCCCGGGGGGAAAAAAAGGGCCGUGGGAACACGAAAAUCUUCCGUCCAGUCGACACGGGAGCCACAGCAGCAGCAGCGGAACAAGUGUCCCUUCACAAACACAUACACACAAGCGCGCGGACGAGCGAGCGCACACAAUCUGUCUCUCACACACACACAUAGAGCUCUCUUGGUGUCACCGUCGCCUGCUCGUGUGACACGCGUUUGUUUGCUUUUGUUUGUGGCCGUGGCCGUGCGAAGGAUUUUGGCGACACAAAUCUUAACCUGCUCAACCUCCCCCAGCACACACACAAACACACAACCAGCCAGCACACACUAAGCGUUCCGGGAUGGCCGAUCAGACGGAGCUGCGGAUGAAUCUGGUGGCGAUCAAGCGGGUCGACCCGUACGCAAAGGACAUCGUCAACUCGUCCGCCCACGUCGCCCUGUACGUGUUCAACAAUGCGGAGAACGAGUGGGAAAAGACGGACAUCGAGGGGGCGCUGUUCAUCUACAGCCGCUUCGCCGAACCGUACCACAGCAUCUUCAUCAACAAUCGGCUCAACACGAACUCGCUGGUCGAGCCGAUCCGCGGCCAGAUCGAACUGCAGUCGAAACCACCGUUUCUGCUGUACCGGAACGAGCGGUCCCGCAUACGGGGCUUCUGGUUCUACAACAACACGGAGUGCGAUCGCAUCGGCGAGGUCAUCCAGAAGCUGGUGACGGAGUGUGGCGAUGGUGAUGGUGGUGGUGGCGGUGGUGAAUCAAGGCCACCGAUGAAUGGAGCAGACACGUCGGUGCCAGCUGGGAUCUAUCCUGGUGGUGGUGGCGGCGUAACGAACGGCAGCGGCGGUGAAGGCGAAAGCACCAAUGUGGACAUAUUCACGAUGCUCACGAAGGCGCAGGAAGAUUUCCAGAACAAUGCAACCGUACCGCCGAACGGUGGGGCGGUGCUGAACCAUCACGCAGGGGUCAUGAUGGGCGCCCAUCCUGGUCAGGGCAUUGCGAUUCCCCAGCAGCAGCACCAGCAGCAACAACAACAUCCCCAACAGCAGCAGCAGCAGCAGCCAAUCACGAACCAGAACGCGCCGCGCAGUGUGGUGAACUUUUUCGCCGCAGCGAAACAGCCGGCCGCCUCGGAGGUGCCUCUGUUCAAGACGCUCGCCCCGGUCCAUACGCUCGAGCAGAUCGAAAAGCAGCACCGGGCCACCACACCGCAGAAAGAGACAACGACGGCGGCGGCGGCGUCGGUUACGGCUACCGGCAAGGUAACGCCGGACGUGAGCGAGCUCGAGAGCAGCUUUAAGCGGAUGGGCAUUCCAAUCGUCGGCGGUGGAAGCAACAACAACGGACCGCAGACACCGUCGGGCGGCAUGCCGGAACUCGGCACAUCGCCGCUGGCAACCUUCAUCAAUGCGGCCAACCUGUCCGCAGCGAUGCGUGGCUCCAACCAUCAUCAUCAGCCGGUCGUACCGAAGACGAAGCUGAUCGAAAUCAGUGAGCUGGAAUCGCGUCAAAAUGCGCAACAGCAGCAGCAGCAGCCCCAGCAGACGCCACUCCACGAGCUGCUGAAGAAGUCGGACCCGAUCGGGGGGACGGGGGGCAGCGGGGCCACGGUCGUAAAACCGGCCCUGAUGCCACCGACCAUGUUUAAGCCGACCGCGACGGCAGCAACGCCAGCGACGGAAGCGUUGAGCAGCCUGUUGCUCGGCCCACCGAGCACACCGAGCAGUACGAACUCUCCGGCCGGUGCCGGCAAGCAGCAGCAGCAGCAGGGCAACGGUACACCGGGCGGUCAGACGAAAGCAGCGGCGGGCAGUACUACGCUCUCGUCCACCGGGAAGCAGCACCGGUCGUCAGCGGGCGGUAAGCAGCAGGCUAGCGGAACCACUCCACCGAAGGGAGCAUUCACGACGGUCACAUCGAACAGCAAGGCGUUGCUCGACUUCAUGUCCGAAGCGAACAGCAACCUGAAGAACAACAACAACAGCAGCGGCGGCGGCAAUGCUGCAACGGGCACGGCGGCGGGCGGUGUGGAACCGCUCACCCAGAACCAGCUCAUCCAGGCGGUCUCCUACCUGAUCAAGCACGAUCCGGACUUUGUGCGGAAGCUGCACGAAGCGUACGUGAAAUCGUUCACCGAAAUGAUAUCCAACUAGAAGAAGAACCCUCGCGGCCAGGGUGAAUGACGAUGAUGAUGGGUGCGUGUAGGAACAAGCUUUCGAGAUUCGGCCCGAGUACCCCUGUUUGCCUCCUCCGCUCUCCCGCGUACUGCGUGUGUGUGUGUCUUUCCGCUGCUUAUAGGCUCGCGCGUGUGUGUGUGCACGGGAGGAACAAGAAUGCUGUUAAUAUUAUCUGAUUCGUUCCAGCACAACGAAAUCGGGUGUGUUCGAAUGUAUGCUCGAACUCCUGCGUUGCCCUUUGGGAGACUGCUAUAUAGUUAUUACAUUGUUAAGGGUCCCCCGCAAAACGAAGCAAAACCGGAUUACAAAAACAAGAGAAGGGAAAAGGAAAAAAGCGAGGACGAAGAACAGGAGGAUGGAUACAGAAGCAAGAAAGAAACAUAGCCAGAGAGAGAGAUUAAGAGAGAUAGUGUGAAAGAGACGAAAUAAGUUAAAAUUAUAUUACAUUAUCAACUAUCUCCUGCCACAGCCCCCACAUACUUCCCCUGUACUAAUAACCUUUAGCGCAUUUUUUUAAAAUUAUAAUGCCUUAUUUUCUUUUGUUUUCCUCUCAUGAAAGGGAAUGCGUUCCAAAGUGCGUGUUUUAGAUGUGUAUAAGGUUGUGUUUUGCUGUUGUGUGGGAAAUGCGCGAAAAGCUUGCAAAGUGCGCCAUGUUGCGUCUUCGGACGUUUAAUCUAAUCUAUCGCCUAUUUCGCACUGUAUCACAUUGUACAGCUAAUGUUUUUGCUAUCAUUUUAGUCCGUCGACUGUGUUUUAUGUUAGUAAUAGAGAGAGAGAAAGAGAGCCGACGAAUGUAGUGGCAGGCCUGGAUUGGAAAAUUGAAUGAAGUUGGAAAGAAAUGGCUAUUACGAGAUUACUGUACGUCUAUAGGAGUCUAUAGUAAGCAAAUUAGUGGUUAGAGUAGUUUAAAUUAGUGUUCUUAUUUUUUUCUUCUUUUUGUUUUAGUUCAGUCGAUUUUCGAAGGUUUCGUUUUAGGAGAGAACUUACACACUCAGUAUGAUUUGCUUUACCGAUUCGGGGUUUCUUGACACACUUGUCUCUCUUACGCUCUCUGUUUCUCUGGCACAAUCUGAUCACGCUGCUUUCUGUAUCCAUUUUCUCUGGCAGUGCAUAAGCAUAAGAGCAGCAUGCAAAAUCAUCAUCAUAAUUGAAAGACAUAGGCCAAGAAGCAUUUUGUUCAAACAAACACGCGCGCCACGUUCGCGUUAGAGAAAGUUGGGAAAUACACGUGGGUGCAUGUAAAGAAUUUCGAUUUGAACGUGUUUUACAUUCGCGCUGCAAAUGUCUCGCUUGUGCAAGUCGAUAAAAAAAUCCCCCGUAUACCAGAAUAGAGAGACGUGCAAAAAUUCCUGUCCCUACAUCACCCCUACCCCCCGUCGUUUUGAGGUUUAGCAUAUGUACGGUAGACAAGAGAAGAGGGUAGGAUGAUCCCUCCCCCCAUUGUAACGCGUUAUACGUUAAACCCACAGACCCCCUCACUCACACAGUGUUGAUGAACCAGUAGAUAAUGCUGUACUUUUCGAUGUGUAAUAAUAAUAUUAAUAACAUGUAAUAAGGCUUUGAAAAACACAAAAACGACCCAAAAUUAAUCUUUACAAAGCAGAACAAAUAUAGCAGGCCCCGUAAGUAGCGGAGCCGCCCCCACA